GCAGGGGUUCUCUGUUGACUCGCUGGAAGGCAGAUGGAACCGCCUUCCAGGGAGUCAACAGAGAAUCCCUGUGGCACGCCCCUAUAACUUUGAAACUUUGCUUGAAUCAAUGGGUUGUUUGCUUUUGUCAUUACUUGGUUGUUAGUGUUUGCUUGGUAUUGUGUAUGAUCUUACUGGAAGCCGUGUGUAUUCACAAGGGUAUUUGUGGUAUAUGUGGUCAAUGACAAGUCCAGACCGUAGGCGUUUAUGAUGAUUCACAUGCGUCAUGUGACGUCAGAGGCGUUUGGCCAGGCAGCUAGCGUUGGGUGACAGAUCCUAGUUUCUUGUUCCCCUUUUGUUUUUGGGAGAACUGUAAUGGAGCCUUCAAAGAGGGAGUGUGGAGUUGGCACUCAGGUGAUUAUUUAGAUACAUCCUGAGGCAGAGGGUAUCAGCGAAACACCUCUCACAACAGAAACACUACCAGACUGCUUCUUCAGGGAGGCACAGGGACCAGCCAGAUAAUACAAGGUCUGGGAGAGAGGGAAUGCUGAGGAGAGAGACAUAGAGCGAGGCAGACAGACAGAACUAGUGGAGGACAGACAAAAGGGUGAGAGAGAAAAGUGUGGUGUAGUGUAACAAAGUGGGAGAGUGAAAGAGAGAUCGACUGAAUGAGUGGGGCUUGAGAGCGAGAUUAGGGUGUGUAUGUGUGCCUAAGAGAGAGAGAGAAAGGGAGAGAGAGAGAGGACAGAGCAUUCCCCAGAGGAUUGGUCUAGCUCCCAGUAAUAGAAGUUUAUUUGCACAGCAGGACCAGUAACAACCUGCUUUGUCAGAGUAACUUACUGUUCUGUUGUCCCAACAGCAGGUCACUGAAGACAGAAGGAAAAACACUAAGGUUGAUUUGGGAUCUAGCGUGCCAGAAGGGAGUGUGAGGGGCUUGUUUAUGACAUAUCUUGUGUUGAAGAGAGCAUGUGUGAGAAACACUGCAUGUGUUAGAGUGUGUUAGAGUGUGUGUGUGUGUGUGUGUGUGUGUGUGUGUGUAAGAGAGUUCAAGGAUGACCAGGAGGUCAGUUAAUGGUGAGGGGACUGGGGUGAACAACACCCCCCAAAAUGGGGGACACCCAGGGGAUAAUCCUGUCCCAAAAGAGGACCCUGACUCCCCGCACGGAAAGGUAGAGCUUAAGAAGAAGGUGACCCUGCUUCGGGGAAUCUCCAUCAUCAUAGGGACCAUCAUCGGCGCGGGAAUCUUCAUCUCUCCCAAGGGAAUCUUGAAGAACUCUGGGAGUGUUGGAAUUUCUCUGGUGGUGUGGAUCGCCUGUGGAGUACUGUCUCUGUUUGGGGCCCUGUCCUAUGCAGAGCUGGGAACCAGCAUCAAGAAAUCUGGAGGACAUUACACCUAUAUUCUGGAGGCCUUUGGACCACAGAUGGCCUUCAUACGUCUCUGGGCUGACAUCAUCGCCAUCAGACCUGCAGGGUUGGCAGUGAUAUCCCUGGCCUUCGGACAAUAUAUCCUGGAGCCCAUAUUCAUGCCGUGUGGAGUGCCAGAGAUUGCUAUCAAACUGGCCACCUCUAUAGGAAUAACGUCAGUGAUGUAUCUCAACAGUAUGAGUACGAGCUGGACAAACAGGAUUCAGAUCUUCCUCACCUUCUGCAAGCUGCUGGCUGUCGCCACCAUCAUCGUACCUGGCCUCUAUAUGCUCUUCAAAGGGGAGACUAGGAACUUUGAGAAUGCGUUUGAGGUCAGUAAUAUCAAGCUCACAGGUCUUCCUCUGGCCUUCUACUCUGGGAUGUACGCCUAUUCUGGGUGGUUUUACCUUAACUUUGUGACUGAGGAAGUGGAGAAUCCAGAAAAGACUGUGCCAUUGGCCAUCUGUAUCUCCAUGGCGAUAGUCACUUCCUGCUACGUGCUGACCAAUGUGGCAUACUACACUGUAAUGUCAGCAGAGGAGCUGUUGGCCUCGCAAUCCGUCGCCGUGACAUUUGCAGAGAAGACGAUGGGGAACUUUUCGGUGGCAGUGCCGGUAUUUGUAGCCUUGUCGUGCUUCGGUACGAUGAACGGCUGCUUGUUCGCUUUCUCAAGAAUAUUUUAUGUGGCGUCACGAGAAGGCCAUCUCCCUGAGGUUCUGUCCAUGAUCCACGUCCGCAGACACACACCUUUGGCAGCCGUCAUCAUUCUGUACCCUAUGACGAUGUUCCAGCUGUUUGUGGGAGAUAUCUACAGCCUGUUGAACUUCAUGAGCUUCCUCCGCUGGCUCUUCAUUGGUGUGGCUGUGCUGGGCCUCAUCUACAUGAGAUACACACGCCCUGACAUGCCACGUCCUUUCAAGGUUCCUCUUUUCAUUCCAGCCAUUUUCUCCUUCACCUGUUUCUUCAUGGUGUUCCUCUCUCUCUACUCCGACCCCAUCAACACAGGGAUAGGAUUCGCCAUCUCACUAACAGGAAUCCCAGCCUACUAUAUCUUCAUUGUGUUUGACCGCAGACCCAAGUGGCUACAGAAGAGUUUAGAUUCCUUUAACAGAUCUGUCCAGAUCAUCCUGGAGGUGAUCCCAGCAGAACACUGACACCAGACCAGAUCCCCACACCAGAUCCCCACACCAGAUCCGUAUUUAUGAUCAUCCACACCACAGGAGAACAGGAUCGGGUGUAUGAGUGGAAUGGUAUCAAAUACAUUAAACAGAUGGUUUCCAGGUGUUUGAAGCCAUUCCAUUUGCUCUGUUCAGGCCAUAUUCUUUUGAGCUGUCCUCUCCUCAGCAGCCUCAUGUGCUCCACACCCAAGGACAUCACACCGAUGGCCUCUUCUAUUGUAUCAUUUCACAUUAUACAUUAUUAUGAGUCUCCCAUCCUGCUGACCUUAUCUAGGCAGGCUUCAUUUCACAUUACCAAUUCAAACCGCCUGAAUACUCUCUCUUCUCUCCUCACCCAAGUAUUUUAAAUGGAGUGGCCAGGCAGGCAGGGAGGUGAGGCUGUGUGCUUUGUGUGUGUCCCUGUGUGGGAUUUGUAGGUAAUCCAUCUCUGUAACCACUACCCUACGGCUCCAGUGUGCAGUGGGAGCCCAGCCUCUUAGAAAUGCAACAGCUUUUACUGUUGAUAAUAUUCCAGGGAAUCCUUGUAAGCUUGGAGUAUAACUAUCUUUGGCUACAAUCACAGUUAUAUUUGUGUCAUUGUUACAGCUAGCAUUAGCCAUAAUUACAGCUCGUGUUAGCUACAUUCAGACCUAGCUUCAGUCAUUGUUACACCUAGCAUUAGCCACAAUCACAGCUAGCAUUAAGUCAAAGUCAUCACUAGCAUUAGCCACUGCUAGCAUUAGCAUUACACUGGAUACUCAGUUUUCACCAGAUCAUUCAGGAUGUACACAGUAUGUACCGUAGCCUACCCAUUGUUAUUUCUAUAUUUUAGGAAAUUUAAUUGAUGUAUGUUCUAUAGUCUGAGUAAGAAAAGCACUCCCUUCAAAUAUGUAAACAUCAUUAGAGCAGUAAAGUGUGAUUCAUACUCAAUCUACAGAUGCCUGUGAAACAUGAUGUCCUUACACAAAUGACAACUAACACAAAUGGGAUACACUUUUAUUUUGAACCUUUUUUUGAAAACACGUAUGUUUAGAAAUGAUGUCCUGCAUAACUUGAGAAAAACUCAUCUGAUUUCAUGGAAAAUAAAAACAGAUUUAUUUUUCAA
Molecule: messenger RNA, 3645 nt
Organism: Oncorhynchus nerka (sockeye salmon)
Lineage: Eukaryota; Metazoa; Chordata; Actinopteri; Salmoniformes; Salmonidae
Product: cystine/glutamate transporter-like
Exons: 12
Coding region: 1032-2537 (501 amino acids)
Biological process (GO): amino acid transmembrane transport
Cellular component (GO): membrane
Molecular function (GO): L-amino acid transmembrane transporter activity
Source: RefSeq, a predicted model, not a curated record